AUGGCCUGGGUCGUUGCGCUCCUCGUUGGCAUCGUGGGCGUGGGACUGGCAUGCGCUGCUACGCUGGGCGCCUUCGCGCUCGCUUGGGAUGUUUCAGGGACCAAAUACAAAAAGCAGCUGCACGGCAUCAGGGCCAGGUACGAAGCAGCACUGCUGGCAGCGGCUGGCGGCGGCGGUGGAGCCGCUGGCACCGGCGGCGGCGCCGCCGUUGCUGCUGCUCUGUACGAAUCCUUCACAAUGGGUUGGUUUAAUGUGCUGGUCCAGCAUUUGUGGUUACCGGUGUUGGAAAAGUUUAUUUCCACUCUCGCGGCGGAGAAACUGCAAGUGAUUCUCAAUGAGUUGCUUCGGAAGGGGAGCGGCAAGAGCCCCUGGAAGUACAUUCAGUCCAUUGCCGUGGAGGAGGUGACGUUUGGCUUGGCGCCGCCGCAAUUUCAGUUCUGUACGGCAAAGUACGACCCGAAUCGGUCGUACCUGCUUCUGACCAUGAACAUGCAUUUUCAUAGCAAUGGCUUUCAGGCGGUCCUCACCCCCCGGGUGCAGCUAGGUGGCGGUAUGAAGCCGUUGUCCGUACGACUGGAGAUCACUCAGUUACGGUUGGCGGGAAAGUUGCAUCUUGGACUGCACCUGACUAGGGAGUCCCCGGGCAUACGGGGUGUGGAUUAUUCGUUUGCGGAGCCCCCCGAGUUCGAUAUUCAGGCUAAUCCCCUCGGCUCUUUCAAUUUGAGCGGUGAGCUACCGGGCCUUAUUAACGGUUUGAGGUCUCUGCUGCAGCGGGUUAUCAACAAGAAGAUGGUGGAGCCGGAGCGGAAGUACCUGGACCUUCAGAAAAUAUAUCGAAAUAAGUACUUGCAGAAGGUGGGGGGUCCGGGGGGCUGCCUCCGCGUGUGCGUCCUGGGGGCCCGCAACCUCACGCAACCGCCGCCGCCAACAACAUUGAACACCAUCAGCAACAGUAACAGCAACAGCAAUCUCAAUAUCAGCAACAGCAAUCUCGCCUCUGGCCGGAGCUCCGCCGGCCCAAUGCUGCCGCCGGGUGGCGGCGGCGGCGGCGGCGGCGCCUCAGUUCCCGUGACGGACUGCGACCCGUACGUCGAGAUGCGCUUCGGAAGGGAAGUUUUCCGUACACCCAUCGUACACCGUACGGCAGAUCCCGUGUUCAACUGGCAGUUUGACAUUCGACUGCCCGCGGAUGUCGUGGCGGGGGGAGCUGGCAAAGGCGCGCAGCCGUCGGCGUUGCUGCACUUCCGGGUUUUCAACGCUCGUACAUUUGGCGAGCCUGAGGUUUUGAGUCAUGCAGUAUUGGAUUUUGGAUCCAUGGGACUGGAGGUCAAUGGUGAGAUCUCCUGGGUGAAGGCGCUGCCGAAGAGGCCCAGCCCAUUCUCGCAUGAUGCAGCCCGUACGGCAGGGCCAGCCGCAGCGACCACAUCCGCCACCGCCGGCCCAAUGAUGCCAGCUCCUGUGCAACCAUCGCCACACAUUGCCGUACCAUCUUCGCACAGCUAUAAUGUUGUAGGGUCGUACCAGAGCGCGACGUCAGUGGGGCCCGACGGCGGCGGCGGUGCUACAGCCGGUGUACGGCGGUACGAGCACAUGGCCGCUGCGGCCAACAGCCCCGCGGCGGCAGCACUCGGGCAACUCGCCGCUAGAAUGCAGGACAUUACGGGAUCGGCACCCAUGUACGGCAACGGCAGCGGUGAAGCCGCUGGCGACAACCUUUUCGGCGUGUCUCGCCCUGGCGCCGCCGCUGGAGUAUCUAGGAACUUUGAGUCGGGUUCCGUACAUCACGGGUCGUACGCUUUCUUGGACGAAGCCGUACCCAUUGACAGAGCGUACAGCCGUACGGCCCCGGAUACUAGCGCCGCCGUACGGAGCACGCUACAGCAGCAGGGUCGCAGCUUGGAGUCGGGAUCAUGGCAGUGUGAUCUGACGGCGGCGGCGGCAGAUACGGCAACGGCGGCCGUGAUCAGCGGCGUCAGCGGCGUCAGCGGUAUCGCACAAACCAUCCGCGUGACUGCUGACGGCAGCAGCGUCGGCGACGCCGCGUCCGCUGCCGUAUCCAGUACCGGCGCGACGCCGCGGCGUUCCCUAGAUGCAAACGACGCGGAAGGCUUCAGCGGUUCAGCGGCGGUGGCAGCGGCUGCGACAUCAAUCAACUCGCCGUGGCUGACGGCGGCGCCGAUGGCCCUUAGAAAGCUCAGGAAGGCCGGUUGCCGCGGCAGCGGCCGCGGCCGCGGCGGCUGCAGAAGCUCUAGCAGUCCCCACGCUGGCACGAAGGCGGAUGGCUGCCCCAGCAGUAACGGCUGUAGCGCCGCCGCCUGCGCCGACGGCGGGCCCGUCGGGGCCCCCGGGGGAACACCAGGUGGGCCCUAUGUCAGGUCCUGGCCCGGUGGGUACCUCGGAGGUGAGGAGCGAAUACACACACCCUGGUGGGGUCGGCAAAAGGUAGUGGAUCUGUGUACGGCACAGGAGCAUGAGCUCGCCAGGCGAAAUGUCAUCGGAGCACUAGAUCCAGAUUCAGAUGUGGAUCUAGAUCCAUCGGUGGAUCCAUCGGCGGUGGCGGAGUCGGGCGCAGCAUCUGCCUCCGCCGCCGCCACCCCUGCCGUGAACGCCACCACCGCUGGCGGGACCGCCGCGGAGGUUCGUACCUUCGGUUUGUCCUAUGCCGCGGACGCGUCGCUCGCGGAGGCGACAGCCGUCAGUACGACCGACGCUGACGGAGGCGGCAGCGGCGCCGCCGCCGCUGCCGCCAGGGCCAGCCGCUUGCCGCCGGAAGGGACUGAAGACGCAACUCCGCCGAACUGCAAACUGAGGCCUUUCAUCUCGCCGUCACCAUCACCGUUCAAUGUGGAUGGCUCGGCCCGCGACGGCGACGGCGACGGCAGUACCUCCCCCGCUACACCCCCACAGCAGCCGUUACCGCUACGUUCCAGCAUUUCACUAUCCCCCCCGCCGGAUUCCGAUCAGCCGCUGCCGCCGGCGCGGCAAUCAACAUCGCUGGCAAAUCAUACCGCCAGUACGGCAAGUGCACCGGCGACGGCGACCGAGCUGUCAGCUCCCGCCUCCACAUCGGCAUCGACUUCCGUACUCGCCAGCGAAAUGCAAGAGCAAGAAGAGCAGCAACAGCAGAGGAACACCGGCAGCGCAUUUUCCGCCGCCACCGCCGCCGCGGCUGCAGCCGCCGCCGCCUUCGGCAGCGGUAUGUUGAUGGACGAGUUGAUGCCGUACCCGCCAGGGUCACCGCCUGUCUUACAGGGCUCGUACAGCGGCGGUGAUAGCGGUAUCUUGGGUCCGCGUCUCCAGCACGAGCUGUCCGUCAUCUCGGCCGUAUCCGCUUCUGCCAGCGGCGGCGGCGGCGGCGGCGGUGGCGGUGGCGGCGGCCCGGCGGCAGUUCCAUCUGGCUUCGGCUCCACGUGGGGCCUCCCAUCCGGUCCGCCAGCUUCUUUUUCAUCUUCGCUUAAGUCCCUCGCCCAGGUUGUACGGAUGCAGAGGCUGCUCCAGGUGGAGCGGCAAAUCUGUGCUCGGCUACACGAGAGGUUGUCAGAGGUGACCCGCAACUACGAUGCGAUGGUACGGCUCAGGCGAUUUGAGAACCACCGCGCCCUCGUGGAGGGGGCUCGCUUCCAGCUGCACCUGGCAAGGGAUGUACAGCGCGUGGUGGUGUGGUACAAUGAACAACGUGGUGUCGUACAGGUGGACCCGGAUUUGGGUUCCGCCGGGGAACGGGCGCAGGAGCGGGCUGCGGCGGCCACCGAGUUGUGGUCUCGGAGCUUCUCACCUCAGGAGCUGGAGCGAGCUGACAGGGGCUCGUCCGGUUUCCCCAGUGCCCAGGAGCGGCCCUGGGCGGGCGUGUUGGCCGCUUUCAUGGGCCGGUCCCGGUUCCCCCCCCCGGCCGCCCUCAACCCCCUCCGCUGCUUCUCUCUGCACCUGGAGAGAGGCCGCUGUCUGCACCUGCAGCUGCCACCGUCGGGUAACGGCCGCAGCAGGGACGAGUGGGUGGAUGCAUUACAGCUCCGUGCCCACGUCGGAUAA
Volvox carteri f. nagariensis is the source of this 4029-nucleotide messenger RNA. RefSeq lists its product as uncharacterized. Lineage: Eukaryota; Viridiplantae; Chlorophyta; Chlorophyceae; Chlamydomonadales; Volvocaceae. The record is from RefSeq and is a predicted model, not a curated record. The coding region runs from base 1 to 4029 and encodes 1342 amino acids. The transcript is spliced from 17 exons. Gene Ontology annotation, molecular function: lipid binding.